AUGAUCAAUAUCUUUCUUAUCACAACACUCUUCUUGAGCAUUGCAACUGCAACAACCUCCCUAAACAACCAGGCCUACGACCAGGACCAAAACCUACACGAAAACCAACUCAUCAUGUCUUCCCCUGCGCCCUCCUCUCCAGGUCCAGCACCCUACCCCUCAAACGCCCUCUCCAUGCGCGACACAAUCCUCCCCCAAGACCUCCCCCGCUUCCUCGCCUUCCUCUCCAAAGACAGAGGUGGCGAUAUCUUCGAAGGCUACAAUCUAAACGACAAUGGUAAAAUCGAAUACACAUUCUACAAUGCAGAUACCAAUGAAGUGCUUGAACGCGAGACCUUUGAAGAUAAUGGAAACGCAAAAAAGUAUUUGGAGCAGGAGGAAAAGCUCUUCGAGGAGAAUAAGAGGAGUGGGUGGUGGGUUGCUCCUGAAGGGUACGAGGAGGAGAUGGAGGAGAAGGAUAGGAAGGUGAGGGAGAAAGGGGAGGAGAGGAAGAAGGAAGAGGAGAAGAAUGCAGAGGUGAAGAAGUGA
Molecule: messenger RNA, 528 nt
Organism: Aureobasidium subglaciale EXF-2481
Lineage: Eukaryota; Fungi; Ascomycota; Dothideomycetes; Dothideales; Saccotheciaceae
Exons: 2
Coding region: 1-528 (175 amino acids)
Source: RefSeq, a predicted model, not a curated record